CGGGGCUGAGGGGGCGGCCGGGCUGGGCCCCGCCGAGCCCAGUGCCCACUUACCGCCUCCGGGCCGCCCUGGGCCUCGCUCAGGUGGUGCCUUCGCCCGCCCUCCCGGCAGCUCCCAGCUCCCUCUUCUCUCCGAGGCCUCCCGACAUCUCUUCUGUCUUCUCUGCAGAGGUUUUUCCAGGACACCAUUAUGAGUGAUCAAAUCCAGUUCAUUGUUGAGAAGCUCAAUCAGGAGCCCUUCAGGAAGAACUACAAUUUAAUCACGUUUGACUCCUUAGAGUCAGUGCAGCUGUUGCAGCUGCUCAGUGAUGUUCUGGGGGAGAUUGACCCAAAGCAUGCUGUUGAUAUUAGAGAGGAGCUGCCAGAACAAACAGCUAAAAGAAUGUUGAGCCUUCUUGGUAUCCUCAAAUACAAACCUCCAGGGAGUGUAUCAGACGUGAGUGCAUUUCGCCAGGGGUUAAUUACUGGAAGCAAACCUGUAAUCCAUCCUCUCUUACACUGGCUUCUUCAGAGGACCAAUGAACUCAAGAAAAGAGCUUAUCUGGCACGUUUCUUAGUAAAGCUGGAAGUUCCAGCAGAAUUCCUACAGGAUGAUACUGUGGCUGACAACAACAAACAGUAUGAAGAAAUGAUGGAAGCCUUCAAAAACCUACAUAAGGAGUGUGAGCAGCUCAAAACAUCUGGUUUAUCUACUGCAGAAAUAAGAAGGGACAUCAGUGCAAUGGAAGAGGAGAAAGAUCAACUCAUCAAAAGAACAGAGCGUCUCAAGAAGCGGGUGGAGACAGUACAAAAUCAUCAACAAAUGCUUGAAAUAGCAAGACAGCUUCGCCUAGAAAGAGAGAGAGAAGAAUCUUUGGCUCAACAGAAACAAGAACAAAAAAAUCAGUUGUUCCAUGCAGAGCAGAGACUGCAAAGAGCACGGUUCCAGCUGAAAGAAAUGCAUCAUGCAGUAGUGGAUUCAAAACCUGAAAGUCUAAUGAAGAAACUGGAAGAAGAGAUAAAUUUCAAUUCAUACUUGGUUAGUGAAAAGAUGCCUAGAGAGAUUGAAAGUAAGAAGAAUUCAAUCUAUUUCUUACAAAAGGUUGCUGCAGAGCCAGCUAUGAGCCAGUCUGAUCUUGAUGUACUUGAUGUCAAGAUAAAUGAAGUAAAUGCAGAAAUUAAUCAGCUUAUUGAAAAAAGAAUGAUGAAGUAUGAGCUAACUGAUAAUAAAUUCUUCAUGUAUCGCCAACAGGCGUCAAUCGUUUCCCGGAAAAAGGAAGCCAAGGCUGAAGAACUGCAGGCUGCUAAGGAGGAGAUGUCCAGCACUGAAAGGGAGAUGCUGGAGAAGACCAACCAGGCCCGUGAGCUAGGAGGCUCUGAAGUUCUGAAAGGGGAUGAGUUAAAACACUAUGUGAACAAGCUCCGGAGCAAGAACACCUUUUAUAAGAAGAAGCGACAGGAAAUAGCAGAAAUUACAGCCGAGUGUGGUGUCCUCCAGAGGACAGAAGAACUGCUCCAACAGCGCCACGAGGCUCUCCAGCAGCAGUUGCAAGCUAUUGAAGACAAGAAGGGAAUUUCUGGAUAUAGUUACACCCAGGAGGAGCUGGAAAGGGUUUCUGCAGUGAAGAGUGAAACGGAUGAGAUGAAAGGCCGGACACUAGAGAACAUGUCUGACAUGGUAAAAAAACUGAAUGCAGUGGUGGCAGAGAAGAAGGCAAGCUUAGCUCCUGUCAUCAAAGAGCUCAGGCAGUUGCGUCAGAAGAGCCAGGAGUUAACUCAAGAAUGUGAUGAAAGAAAGAUCCAGUACGACAGUUGUGCGGCGGGGCUGGAGAGCAACCGCUCUGCGCUGGAGCAGGAAGUGAAAAGCCUUCUUGAGGAGUGUGUUCAGGAAGAAAGCAACUACCAUUACAUCAACUGCAUGAAGAGGAACCUGGCAGUGCAGCUGGAGCGUGCUAAGGAGGAGAUGAAGGCCUAUGUCACCCCAGACCCACGGGGGAAAGGAAAGACAAUUCGAGAACAAUAUACACAAAUGAUCAUUGAACAUGAAAACCUUGGGAAGAAAUUACGAGAGAAGCAGAAAGUUGUACGGGAAAGUCAUGGGCCAAAUAUGAAGCAAAUGAAAAUGUGGCAGGACUUUGAGCAGUUAAUGAAAUGUAAGAAGGAAUGUUUCCUGAAACAACAACAAGAAACAGCCAUUGGGCAGGUCAUUCAGGAAGAAGGCAAAGACAGGCUUGUGUUAUAA
Messenger RNA from Chaetura pelagica (chimney swift), 2220 nucleotides. It is a transcript of the gene IFT81, whose product is annotated as intraflagellar transport 81. Gene Ontology annotation, biological process: intraciliary transport; cilium assembly. Gene Ontology annotation, cellular component: intraciliary transport particle B; cilium; centrosome. Bases 190 to 2220 code for a protein of 676 amino acids. NCBI's taxonomy places the organism in Eukaryota, Metazoa, Chordata, Aves, Apodiformes, Apodidae. The transcript has 18 exons. The record is from RefSeq and is a predicted model, not a curated record. Gene Ontology annotation, molecular function: tubulin binding.